AUGACUUUCGGCGUCCUCGAGUGGUCAGGAUGGCUGGAUCAAGGUCAACAUGAAUCUUCGCAGGAGCCACAGCCCAACCUAAUCGCUUUCGCCAACAGCCCCCGCACAAAUGGGAGACGCGAUUACAAUAAGGCUGUAAAGACAGCUCUUGCAAUGGCCUGCCAGGUCAUGCGCGUAGAUGCGAAAACACUGGUCCUUCUUCACGCUGAAAGUUACCCUACUCCAAAUCAGUAUUACGGUAGUCGUUUGCAAUCUUCAAAGGACGAGACUGUCCUGCUAACCCCGGGAUCCUACUCUGGAUAUGGCCCUGCACAGGUCUUAGUUAUUCUUAAUAAAUUUAUGGGAACAGGGAAGGCUAACUGUUUUUCGUGGGAAGAGAGUGAGGACAUCACCAAGGUCAAGUUGACUGCAGAUGUCAUGAAAGAAUAUGUCCCCAAAAAGACCGCCACUAUUCCAGACUUUGCCGAAGAGAUCACAUCUAUCAUAAACAGUGUCCCUGAAAGAGAAAUGUAUCCUUGCAUCUUCCAUGACCCGACGUUAAGCUUUCACAACAAAGAAUAUGGUACGACAGAUGCGUAUAAUAGGCCCAUCUCACAUCUGACCCGAUCUGAGCUUUUGCACAUUGGCCGAUGUUGCAAUCCCGAUGUCCUUCGGCAGUUCGGUGCUAUCCUGACCAAAUUGAUUGUUGUGGUAUCAGCGCGUGAGAUGCCUGACCAUAUCUCCAGCAUCAGUGCCGAUUAUGUGGCCAAGAUACCAUUAGUACUGGCAUCAGAAAGGUACAAUCGGCAGUUCUGGAAGCUCCUUUUACACACCAUUGAGCCUGGAACGAAGCUGUCUGCUCAACCCGCUGCUCUUCUUGCUGCUCUCAGUCUGCGGCUAGGGAUUGUGCCACUCAUGAAAGUAUCUGAGCAGGAGAUGCUCGGUUUCUAA
Molecule: messenger RNA, 930 nt
Organism: Penicillium expansum
Lineage: Eukaryota; Fungi; Ascomycota; Eurotiomycetes; Eurotiales; Aspergillaceae
Exons: 4
Coding region: 1-930 (309 amino acids)
Source: RefSeq, a predicted model, not a curated record